This is a messenger RNA of Vicia faba (fava bean), 1263 nucleotides long. Lineage: Eukaryota; Viridiplantae; Streptophyta; Magnoliopsida; Fabales; Fabaceae. The record is from the annotation of a GenBank genome assembly.
AUGACAAGUACAAGCAUAUUCAAAGAGAAACUCAUCAAAAUAUUUGCUCCCUCUAUUUUCUAUGCAAUUCCACCGAUAUCUCUAAUUUGCCUAUACUUUUACUUUCACUCCUUUGCUCCAUUUUUCACUCCUAUCACUCACCAAUCCUCACUUUAUGCUUCUACGCCUAAAGAAAGGGAAAAAAUUAAUGGGAACACAUGUGACUAUUCAAAUGGCACAUGGAUUCAUGACAAUAGAUCUCUUUUGUAUGAUGGAACAACAUGUAAGAUCAAGAAAAGUCAAAAUUGCAUCUUGAAUGGAAGACCUAACUCAAGCUACCUUGAUUGGAGAUGGAAACCAAGUGAGUGUAAUCUUCCAAUUUUUGAACCAAACACUUUUCUCAAACUUAUCAACAACAUGCACAUAGCUUUUGUUGGAGACUCUUUAGCUAGGAACCAAAUUGAGUCACUUAUUUGCUUAUUAUCCACUUCUUCAAAACCUAAACGUGUCCACCAUCCAGGCUCUAGAAAGUGGUACUUUGCUUCUCAUAAUGCAACCUUGUCAUUCUAUUGGUCACCAUUUCUUGUGAAGGGAGAUCAAAGAAAACCCAAAGGGCCAAAUUAUAAUACAAUAUAUUUGGAUCAUGUAAAUGAGAGAUGGUUUAGGGAUAUAGAUCAAAUGGACUUGAUUGUGUUAUCAUUGGGUCAUUGGUUUAUGUUUCCUUCAAUUUACUAUGAAGGUGAUUUUGUUAUAGGUUGUUUAAAUUGUCAUGGCCUUAAAUUUAAUUACACUGAUAUUGGCUUUUAUGGUCCACUUAGAAAAGCUUUAAGGACUUCCAUUAAUAGUAUAAUUGAGAGGAAAAUUUCUAAUGGGAAUGGAAUUGAUGUGAUUGUAAGAACAUUUUCACCAUCUCAUUUUGAAGGUGAAUGGGAUAAGGGAGGCACUUGUUCAAAGAGUGAGCCAUAUAGAAAUCAGGAGAGGAAACUUGAAGGAGUGGAUGCUGACAUAAGAAGUAUUCAGAUAGAGGAAUUGGAAAAUGCUAAGCCAAAAGCAAAACAAUUUGGACUUAAUUUGGAACUGCUUGAUAUAACAAAAUUAACAUUAUUGAGAUCAGAUGGUCAUGCAGGUGCUUAUAUGAAUCCAUUUCCAUUUGCUAAUGGAAUUCCGAAGUAUAUACAAAAUGAUUGUGUUCAUUGGUGCUUACCAGGAGUUGUAGAUACUUGGAAUGAGAUUUUUUUGGAAAUGAUAAAUAAGGGAAAAGACCAUCUAAAAGUUGAAAAGUGA